Cantharellus anzutake is the source of this 434-nucleotide messenger RNA. RefSeq lists its product as uncharacterized. Gene Ontology annotation, molecular function: RNA binding. The transcript is spliced from 5 exons. Bases 32 to 298 code for a protein of 88 amino acids. Gene Ontology annotation, biological process: mRNA splicing, via spliceosome; spliceosomal snRNP assembly. The record is from RefSeq and is a predicted model, not a curated record. Gene Ontology annotation, cellular component: U5 snRNP; U1 snRNP; U4 snRNP. Lineage: Eukaryota; Fungi; Basidiomycota; Agaricomycetes; Cantharellales; Hydnaceae.
AAGCAAUUAUCUUCCUAUUUGCUAAUUCAGGAUGUCCGGCCGCCAACAUCGUGUGAUGGUCCAGCCCAUCAAUGUCAUUUUUAAAAACUUGCAACAGAAAACGAAGGUAUUGGUUUGGCUCUACGACAACGCUGACAUGCGGAUAGAAGGGCGGAUCGUCGGAUUCGAUGAGUUCAUGAAUCUGGUUAUUGACGAGGCCGAAGAGGUUUUCGUCGGGAAAGUGCCAAAACCACGCCGACCUCUAGGGCGGAUAUUGUUGAAAGGCGAGAGCAUCACACUUAUCCAACCGGUGCAGUGAUUCUACUACAAUGAGUUUCGCCUCCAACCUUUCUGUAGCCACCAGCUCUUAAAUAUCAUUCUGCCAUUUUUUGGGCGUUGCUGGAUAGAAACCCGCAACAGCGUAAAAAAUAUUGUUGAUAAGCAAGUGAGAAAGG